GGACAAAAUGUCGGCGGGCGGCAGCGGCGGGGCCCGGCAGGACGGGGACGCGCCCGGGGUGCGGAGAGCGGCCGGCGGCCCCCCGCCGCCCGCGGGGCCCGGCGCGCUGAGCGGAGCCUGGCUGGCCAAGGAGGAGCAGUACAAGCGACUGAAUGCAGAAUUACAAGCCAAAACAGAAAAACUGGUGCGUCAGGCUGAAGAGCUGAUGAAAGGCCAACAGAAGAUACUAUCUCGACCAGUUUCAGUACAGUCCAAGUCACCUGAAGAUGACAGACAGAGAGAUCCACUCUUCCACUCCAGUCCUGAAGUUUCCUCUCCUACGCACUCACAUGCCAAGGUAGCAAGCAAGAAGAAAUGUGCUGCUGCACCCACAGAUCAGAACAGACCAUACUCUGGAAGUAAGGGAAAAAGAACAACUUCAAGUUCAAAAAUAAGAAACACGGAAGUGCAAAGUGCUGAUGGUGUUGCAGUACUGGAAGAUUGCAUGGGUUUUUCUUUAACAAAAACAAUAAGCAAAGUUGAAGAAAAACUAAAGAAAGGAGUCUUACCAGAUUGUCCAGAUGAUGAUGUUAUUCCAAGUGUUGGAAAUGAAAUGGGAGCAGAAGCUCAAAUCAGAUUUCUGAAGGCAAAGUUACGUGUUACACAGGAAGACCUGGCAAGUGCAGUGUUUGAAUGCAAGAAAAAGGAUGAUCAAAAUCAGAAUUUAGAAACUCGGCUUAAAGAUACUGAAGAAGAAAACACGAGACUGCAGCGAACAAUCAGCGUGCAGCAGAGUCAGACUGAGAAGUACAAAAUGUUGUCACAGGAAGCAAACAAAAAAAGUGAAGGGUUACAACAAGAAGUCAUUGCACUAGAAAAGGAACUGGAGAACCUCAGGCGGGUACAAAAGCAGGCCACAGCCAGUCAGAGUGCGACUGAGGUUCGACUGAACAGGGCCCUGGAGGAAGUGGAAAGGUAUAAAGUGGAGCUGAACAAACUGAAGCAGAGCAACAAGGAUGUAGCUAACCAAGAACUCAAAACAAUUGAAGAAUUAAAAACAGAAAACAAGAAACUGCAGAAACAAAAAGGAGAGCUAAUUACAGGUUUUAAAAAGCAGUUAAAGUUAAUUGAUAUUUUGAAGAGACAAAAGAUGCACAUUGAAGCUGCCAAGAUGCUUUCUUUUACUGAAGAGGAAUUCAUGAAAGCUCUUGAGUGGGGAAAUUAUUGAUUCCAUUAAAAAACAGCUUCUGUCUGAAAGACAA
Molecule: messenger RNA, 1241 nt
Organism: Neopelma chrysocephalum (saffron-crested tyrant-manakin)
Lineage: Eukaryota; Metazoa; Chordata; Aves; Passeriformes; Pipridae
Gene: TEX9
Product: testis expressed 9
Exons: 12
Coding region: 8-1207 (399 amino acids)
Source: RefSeq, a predicted model, not a curated record